AUGGUUUGCGCGCAGCACAGCGCGGCUGCGGCCGCCGCUGCGCCGAUCGCUGCCCGGUCGCGCGUCGUCACGCGAGCGCUCGACCCCGCGUGCACGACCAGGCGCCAGUUCGGGCUCGCCGCGGGCGCCGCGGUGCUGUUCUCCUCCGCUGGCUGCCCGCCCCGGUCGAGCGCGGUGACGCUGGAGGAGGCCACUCGCGAGCCCGUGCCCGCGGCGCCGCUGUCGCAGUCGGAGCGCGCGCUGAUCGACGUGUUCGAGCGCUGCAACAACUCCAUCGUCAACAUCAUCGACGUGACGCUCCAGGGCCGCGCCGCGCCGCAGCAGGCGGUCGAGGUCGCGGAGGGCAACGGCACGGGCUGCAUCUGGGACCAGGAGGGGCACGUCGUCACCAACUACCACGUGCUCGCGAGCGUCCUGAACGGCCUCGGGCCGAACGCGCGGGCGCGCGGGCGCGUCAAGGUCGCGACGGUGACCGUCCUCGGCACGGACGGCAUCUCGCAGGCCUUCGACGCGUAUCUGACGGGGUACGACAAGAGCAAGGACCUGGCCGUGGUGCAGAUCGACGCGCCGCGGUCGCUGCUGCGGCCCGUGGAGCUCGGGGACUCGGGCGCGGUGCGCGUCGGGCAGCAGGUGCUGGCGCUCGGGAACCCGUACGGGUUCGACCACACGCUGACCACGGGGAUUGUGUCGGGGCUGAACCGCGACAUCGUGUCGGCGGGGACGACGAUCGGGGGCGGGAUCCAGGUGGACGCGGCGAUCAAUCCGGGGAACUCCGGCGGCGCGCUGCUGGACCGCGCGGGCCGCAUGGUGGGCGUGAACACGGCCAUCUUCAGCAACACCGGCACCUCCGUCGGAAUCGGAUUCGCCAUCCCGAUCGACCAGGUGAAGCGGGUGGUGCCGCAGCUGAUCGAGUUCGGGACGGUGCAGCGGCCGGUCGUGGGCAUCCAGGCCGCGCCGGAGGGCACGUUCGUGGCGCUGGGCGGCAAGGCCGGGAGCGGGGUCAUGGUGCAGGCGGUGCAGGGGGGGAGUCCCGCUGACAAGGCCGGCAUCCGCGGCAUCGCGCGCGGCCUCGGGGGCGUCACGGCGGGCGACGUCCUGCAGGGCAUCACGUGCGCCGCGGGCACGUUCCCGAUCAAGAACGAGGCGGCCUUGAAUCGCGCCGUUGACAGCCUGGCCAAGGGGGAGCGCGUGGAGGUGUCGCUGCUGCGGGACGGCAAGCCGAUGACGGUGGCGGUGCAGCUGUGA
Messenger RNA from Pedinophyceae sp. YPF-701, 1245 nucleotides. NCBI's taxonomy places the organism in Eukaryota, Viridiplantae, Chlorophyta, Pedinophyceae. The record is from the annotation of a GenBank genome assembly.